UGAUAAAAAAAAGAGAGAGACUAAAACAGUAAUUUUAAACCCUAUUGGUAUUUGCUGGUCCUCUUCCUCCUCACUAUCUGCGCCGUUCUUCCUCCCCUGUUUCGUUCCACUGAGCAACACGCUAUCAGUUGCAUGACAUAAUACAGAGUGUUCAAUUAGAGCAUAAUGGGAUCCAAAAAUGCAAAUGGGAAGAACCACAAGGACAAAAGGAACAAAUUUAAGGAUAAUUUGAGUUCUAGUUAUUCAUCACCCAGUGAUGCCAAGGUUAUCCUCAUCAGUGAUCCUCGAUAUUCAAAGGCUCACACGGAUCCUCGGUUCCGUGAGGCUCCAAAGCGUGAAACGAAGGUGGCUGUUGACUCUCGCUUCAACCGCAUGUUCACUCACAAGAGUUUUUUGCCCUCUUCUGCUCCUGUUGACAAGAGAGGCAAGCCCAAGAACAACCCAACCUCUCAGCUUGGUUCUCUGCGCCAUUACUACAAAAUUGAUGAAAAGGAAGUUGAGCAGAGUAGUGAUGAGGAAGAAGAGAAUGAAGAGGAAUUGUUGAAAGCCAAUCAAGUGAAACCGGAGAGUGACAAAGGAACUGAGUCAGAAGAGACCAGUGAAUCUGAGUCAGAAGAAACCAGUGAAUCAGAGUCAGAUGUGGAUACAGAUACAGAAACAGAUGAAGGUGCAGACGAGGAAGUUUACGAAGACGAAGCCUCUGAUGUCAAGGAAGACAUAGCAACGAUUGACAAAGAAACACAUAGGGUUGCAGUGGUUAACAUGGACUGGAGAUAUGUUAAGGCUGUUGAUUUGUAUGUAUUGUUAAGCUCAUUUGUCCCACCUAAUGGUCUGAUCAAAUCGGUAAGGGUCUAUCCAUCUGAGUUUGGCCUUCAACGUAUGAAAGAGGAGGAAGUUCGUGGACCUAUUGGUCUAUUUGAUGAUGAAGAUAGCAGCAAUGAUGACCUUGACAAUGAGAAACUGCGUGCAUAUGAGAAGAGCAGGAUGCGGUACUAUUUUGCUGUGGUGGAAUGUGACUCAAGUGCCACAGCAAAUUACAUUUACAAAGAAUGUGAUGGUCUUGAGUUAAAACAAUCAUCUAAUGCGCUCGAUUUAAGGUUUAUUCCAGACAACAUGGAAUUCAAACACCCGCCUCGGGAUGUUGCUACUGAGGUGCCUGCAAAUUAUGAGUGUAAAGAUUUCUAUUCUCGAGCACUUCAGCACAGUGAGGUUAAUCUUACUUGGGAUGAUGAUGAACCUCUUCGUGCAAAGACAUUGAAUCGGAAACUCACUGAUGAGCAGUUAGCCGAGUUUGAAGUGAAGGAAUUCUUGACUUCUGAUGAGAGUGAAAGUGAUGAUAGCAAGGAUAACAACGAGACAGAUGAUCAGCCUGAUAAAAUGGCAAAAAAACGAGCCAAGUACCGUGCUUUGCUCCAGUCUGGUGAUGAUUCAGAUGGAGGCAAUGAACAUGAUAAUGCCCAGAAUAUGGAGGUCACCUUCAAUACAGGUUUGGAAGAUUUAAGCAAAUAUAUUAUGGAAAAGAAGGAUAAAAAAUCAGAAACAGUUUGGGAUGCAUAUUUGAGUAAAAAAAGUGAGAAAAAGAAGGCCGGGAAAAAUAAAAGAAAGUAUUCAUCAGAUGAUGAUGAUAGUGAUGAUACUGAUCAAGAGGCAACUGAAGAAGCAGAUGACUUCUUCAUUGAGGAGCCUGCUGCUAAGAAGAGGAAGAAGCCACAAAAUAAAGAAGAUGAAGAACAAAGGCACGAAGAGAUUGAUGGGCUAGACAAAGCGAGCAAAGAGGAGCUUGAACUGCUACUUGCUGAUGAUAAGGGGACAGAUACUGGUGUCAAGGGAUAUAAUCUAAAAUUUAAAAAAGGCAAGGGAAAAAAAAGGAGGGAGAAUGGUAUUGACGAGGAGAAGAUACCAAGUAAUGCAUACAAUGAUCCACGUUUUUCAGCUCUUUUCUCACCAAACUAUGCAAUUGAUCCUACCGAUCCACAAUUUAAAAGGAGUGCAACAUAUGCCAGGCAGCUAGCACAGAAGCAACAGAAGGAUAAUGCGGAUCCACCAGUGGAAAGGGAACCUACAAAACUAAAAGGAACACAAUUGUCUUCUGAAGAUUCUGGUAGGAUGAAGGAUGAGGAAGAAGGAUUAGAUGCUUUGAAGUCAAAGAAAGAUAAAUAUGAAUUAUCAUCUUUGGUAAAAUCAAUUAAGAUGAAAUCAAAGCAAGUUCAGUUACCCUCUGAUAAUAAGACAAGGAAAGAUGGAAAAUCAUACAUUAAAGGUAUGAAGAAAAAGAGGCACUAGCUCUGAACCUUUUGGUUCAAUUAACACACUUGAAUGCAGGAGGGGAAUUGGCCUCUUUUAUGUGCUAUAGAACCCAGCAAGGGAAAAAGAAACAAAGCAGUAUUAUUAAAGAAGUGUAGACAGAAGGUGAGCAAUGGAGGUUCAUGUAGUUUAAUCUUCUGCCAAAACGUUGAAUGUCUUGUUCCUGUUCAAAUCAUCCUUUUGAAAUUUUGAAUCCACAUAAUUGAAAUGCUUAAUUCAUUUUUAUUUUGUUGCAACUAAAUGUAGUACGACAUCAAUUAAUGAGUUUGAUAUAGUCUUGAAACUUGCAUCCGUUUUAUGGUUGUGCCAUGAUCACCAUCAUGUUUGUCAAUCUAGAUUUGAAAAUAUUCCUUUACAAUUAA
Glycine soja is the source of this 2666-nucleotide messenger RNA. Its product is annotated as pre-rRNA-processing protein esf1-like. NCBI's taxonomy places the organism in Eukaryota, Viridiplantae, Streptophyta, Magnoliopsida, Fabales, Fabaceae. Gene Ontology annotation, biological process: rRNA processing. The record is from RefSeq and is a predicted model, not a curated record. The transcript has 8 exons. The coding region runs from base 166 to 2283 and encodes 705 amino acids. Gene Ontology annotation, cellular component: nucleus. Gene Ontology annotation, molecular function: RNA binding.